Molecule: messenger RNA, 4827 nt
Organism: Branchiostoma floridae (Florida lancelet)
Lineage: Eukaryota; Metazoa; Chordata; Leptocardii; Amphioxiformes; Branchiostomatidae
Product: putative bifunctional UDP-N-acetylglucosamine transferase and deubiquitinase ALG13
Exons: 24
Coding region: 193-4242 (1349 amino acids)
Biological process (GO): protein deubiquitination
Molecular function (GO): cysteine-type deubiquitinase activity
Source: RefSeq, a predicted model, not a curated record
GGUAGUGACGUCACUGGUCAACACACGCACAUGUGGAGAGGAGGAGAAAAUGGCGUCGUGUGCGCCAGUUGUGUAAAGUUAUUUAUCUGACAACUAAACUCGUGUGUCUCUACACAGUAUGUGAACGUCUUUUACUGCAAUUUGAAUUCGUUUUAGAUUAGUGAAAGUUCUUAGUUUGUUUUGGUUGAAGCCAUGUCCGUGGUUCGGGGCAGGAAGUCGCCGAAGGCGGCGGAGUCCCUUCAAGCUAUGGACGACUAUCUGUCCUCCCUCGGCCUGGUUAGGAAACCCAUCGCCAAGGACGGGUCCUGUCUUUUCCGUGCGGUAGCGGAGCAAGUGUUCCAUUGCCAAGCGCGCCAUCUUGAAGUUCGGGAGGCAUGCGUACGCUACAUGGACAGAAACAGGGACAUUUUCGAAGCGUUUGUUCCCGGACCUUUUGACCACCACCUAUGGACCCUACAGAACCCUAAGGAAUGGGCAGGCCAAGUGGAGAUCAGCGCGCUGUCGUUGAUGUACAAGUGUGACUUCAUCAUCUACCAGGAUGUGGGGAGACCGCCAGCCAGAGUGACAGAGAACGGCUUCGCAGAUAAGGUUGUGUUAUGCUUCUCCCACGGCAAUCACUAUGACAGUGUGUACCCCAAACAGUUCCAGAUAGAUGCUGCUAUGUGCCAAUCUCUUGUGUAUGAGCUUCUGUACAAGGACGUAUUUAAGAUGGACCAUGACAUCGCCGUGGUGAAAGACAUGCUGGGUAACAAACAACAGAAGAUCAGGAAGGACAGCACCAGCGAAUCCGAGUCCUCACCCUCCAAGAACUGCGGAAGUGACAAACCUGACAGUGAACUUGAAGGGUCGACCGAGCUGGACGUGUCGACAGAGUCAGACAAGAGUAGAGACAACACAGAGAGACCAAAUGAGAAGGCAACACAAGCGAACGGUGCUGUAGAAUAUAGUAAGAAGGAUGGACGAAGGUUCCCCCUCCCCUUUAAGGUGGCCAAAGCCCUGGACCCUGAAUGCUACCGAAAUGUGGAAUAUGAUACAUGGAUGGACUCCAAGAAAGAGCAACAGCGUCAGGACAUGCACCUGGCGACUAUGAUGCAGUACGCCCCUGGAGACAAGUGCCAGGUUCGACUUGAAGGGAACGUCAAGUACUACAUGGCGCAUGUGCAGGAGGUGCAGGCAGAGAGCGGGCCGGUUACUGUCUUCAUAGAGGAGCUCGGAGAGAAACAUACCGUCCCAGUGAAGAAUCUAAAGCCCAUUACCCAGGUGCCUCCUGUACCAACUGUGCCCAUGCCUUGGACAGCAGUGCCAGCUAAGGGGUACAAGAACCUCUCUGGGUAUUAUCAGAAGGGUGCCAUAGUGCCACAGGAGAUAGCAGCAUGUUUCUCUCCCCCCUGGCACCCAUUUGCAGAAGAUCCUCGCAACAAGAGGAAGAACAGGAGGAAGGGAAGGGAAAACGGCAUCCCGCCGUUCAUGGUGCAGCGUGUGCAGCCGUCCCUCCCGCCCCGGCUCCAACACGAGGGGCAGUACAGCCCCAAGUACCACCACCACCACGGGAGGGAGUACCAGGGCAGAGACUACCAGGGGAGGGACUACCAAGGAAGGGACUACCAGUCCAGGGAGUACCAAGGAAGGGAGUACCAAGGGAGAGACAGGGACUACCAGCCAAGAGACAGGGACAGGGAGUUCCAGAGGCCUCCUCAUGGGCAGAGAUACAACGGACAGGCAAGUCCCCGGUACCAGCACUAUGGCAGGGACUAUCACAGCAGGGACUAUCAGGGCCGGAUGUACCACGGGUCCCCCCACGGCCACAGGUACAGCUCACAGGGGAGGAACCAGCCUCCGCGCUUCAUGCGUCAGGACCAGAUGGAUGGGAGGGGACCAGGGCCGCGGCCCGGCAGCAGGUACCAGUACAGUCAUGGGCGAGGUCGGGGGCGCGGCAGGAACACCCCCACCCCUCCCCCGGGGCCGCCCCAGGGGGAGAUGGACGAGAAGCAGGCCAUCGAGGAGUCCAUCGUUCUGUACGAGCUCCAGCAGAGAGACCCUGAUGCCUUCCCUGCACUGCCGACAUCUAACGGACAAGUGCAGCAUGUUCAAAGCAACACGGUAUGGGGGAGGGGGCGAGGGCGGGGCAUGGGGCGCCGCACACCCACCCCUCCCCCUCCCUCCACAACCCCCAGUGAUGGAGGCCACAGCAUGACCAUGGAGGAAGGCUCUCUCUGCAGCAGCAUGCAGGAGCUCAACAUGAACGAGAGGGCCAGUCCUGAUGGUGAGCGUAUUUGUUCGCCGGUGUCGCACCAGAUGGAAGUGCCUCCCAUGAAGCGAGUCAUGACCCCCACCAAGGAGUUCGUGCCACGGUCCUCACGAACGCCGUCCCCGUACCAGAACCCGACCCCUCCACUGCAGAGUCAAAGUGCCAAUGCAGAAAUCAGCUCUUCCAACAGCGGCAGUAAUCAGCAGAUGUCCACAGAUAGCACCUCCUCCCCUGCCUCUACCCCCAACACCCCCCCUCCCCAGACUGUGGCGCCCAACGGUUACGUCCCUUACAUGCAGCCCAUGCACGUUCCCUUCUACCCUAUCAUGAUCCAAGCCACCGACAACCUGACGGGGCCCGUCAACCUCAACUUUGGGCCCUCCAGGGACCCGUAUGGGAACGACUUGCCACAUUCAGAUGUCUCUACACUUAGAUUCUUCUACAACUUGGGCAUUGAGUACUAUCGCUGCUGCAUGAGUAUGAUGGCCAUACAGCACCAGCAGCAGGAGGCAGCCAUGGCCAAUGCUUACUUCUACAACCAGGCGCAGGGACAGGUGCAGCCACAGUAUCAGCCAGCGAGCAGCUCUGAUGGACAGAACAGCAGCGGUCAGCCGGCCCAGGAGGGGGAAGACCCGCAGCAGGAGGGCUCGGACCAGCUGCCGCCCAACGGUCAGUCCCAGGACAAGCCCCUGCCCCAGGGCGCUCAUGUCUACACUUCUGCCAGCUCCUUCAAUCCCGGCAAUCCGCCUGGCGAUUACCAUACUGGCGCUGGGUCUGAUUACCCGCCCGGUAAAACUAACAAGUCGUGCAGUGACGAUAAUUCUAACGAUUCUGUAGGUAAUAAUAAGGAUGUGUCAGUGUCCAGGAGUAACUCGAUGACUAGUGUACAGUCUAGUGGUGACAGUGCUAGUAUGAAUGUACAGUACGGUAGCGAUAGUGUGUGUGGCAGUAGUGUUUCCUAUGUGCAACCGUCCCCCAACGCCCUUCAGCAGACGUCCUCGAGCACCACUGUCGGUAGCGAGGACUCGUCCCCGGACUACACCGACUCCGGUGUGGCGUCCGAGGGCAGCGGGUCACAGUCCUCGAUCCCCCGCCCCACGAGCCUUGGCCCCGGGCUGCCCAAGAGGCACUACAUGGAGCACCGCGGGUCCCCUAAACUCAUCCCCGGGAGGUGGAGCACCCCCGAACGGUCGGGCAGCAGCGAUAGCCUGAACCAGGAGGCGUUCCACAUGGGCAGGCCGCCAUACGGGCCGAAGCGAGGCCCGCGAGACAGGCAGCCUGGUUUCUACCGACCCUCCUACUUCCCAAACCGCCCGUACAUGUCGCAGCAGCCCCCUCGCCGUCAGUACGAGGGCCAGCCCCUGUACCACCCCCAGCUGUACUCCAACCCCGUCCGCUACUCCAACCCCACACACCACAUGUCCCAACCCCAGCAGUACUACAUGAACCAGUACACAGGUCCCUCCCGCAUGGCCCUGCAUGGCAAUAUGGGCAGCCAGGCCGCAGGCAUGUACAAUCGGGCUGCCGGCAUGUAUACGCACCCCUCCCAGCAGCUUAAUGUCCCCCCUGGUGUCACGUCCGUCCCCUACCCCCCUAUGUCCCCCAGCUUGCAUGUACCCGCUGCCGCCUUGCAUGCGCCUAACAUUGCUUCCUCCCCUUCCGCCACAGGUCAGUAUUACCCCGCCCAGGCCCCCGGGCCGGUGGACCCCAACCCGCCUGGCUCCCAGGGCCCCACUCCCAUCCCCGUGCCCUCCUCUGCCGCCAAUGCCACGUACUACACCGCCCAUCCCGGAGGGGACAUGCCCUCCCAUCAGCACUAUGCAUCAACGUACGACAACCAGGCCAGCUACCAGUACCCCGCCACUAUGGGAGGCUCCUGGCAGCCUGCACACGGCGUGCCCUUGUACGGGAGCCCCAACAAGGUCACGGUCGCUUACGCCACCAACUCUCCACCAGUGGGAUAUCAGGGAUAUACCGGGGCCCCUCAGAUGUAGUAGGGGGGUGGGGAACAAACCUAGCCGCUAGCAUGCCUUUCUUCAGGUCUCUUUUCCGACACGAUGUUGUUAAAAACGUACCAGUUGUAGUGUUUCAGUGUUAUUUAUAUACUAGCCUGUGGUUCCCUGUAUGCGUGUAUAGAGGUUCGGAUUUAAGCACAUUCCAUCCCAGUUGCACAACCAGCCAUUGUGUUCGUGGGUGUUGCUCGGGAGCUGCAAGCAGUUGGACACUUAACGAUAUUUUAUAUAACUUGAAGUUCUCGUUAAGCUUUAGGUGUGUCUGACCCUCUAUGAGAACUCCUGGCAGCGAUUGGUUGAUGGUGGACUGAUAGAAAUAGAUGUUAUCAAACACAUCAGUUUCAGCAAACUAUUUUUGCCAUUUUUCAAAGUGUUGAUGAAAAUCUGGGAUCUAUUGAUGCCUUGUUCAGGCAUCGUUCGCAAGCAAUAUACAGAAUUCUUCCUGUUGGAAAAAAACUGGCCCAGAACUAAGCCACUUACAAUAAGUGUAUUGUCAUAGCCCUGCCAUGCAGGAAAGUGGUUGAUAUAAAGUUUUGAAAGGUUUCAAAAAUUUCCUUGUUCAGAUGU